AUGAUACGUCCAACUCAUAACAACCUCACUAAAGAAUAUCCUUCUGAUAUGCACCUCCAUCGUGAAGAUAAUGUAAUCAACAACUUAAGAACACCAGCAGUAAAUAAGGAACAAGCAGGAAUAUGUAUCAAGUAUCCUGGUGAGUCAGAAACUCGUUCGACAUUCACAAAACCAAGUCAUUGUGUAUCAGAAGUUUUAACAAAUCAUGGUCAACUAAGUGUAUGUAAACCAGGCUAUCAAAUUAAUCCACAUUCAGAAAUUAAACUAGAUGGAUAUGGUCCUAUCAAACAGUAUGAAUUGAAUAAAAUGGAACAAUCAGAGUAUGCACAAACAUAUACUUGGCCAGAUGGUAAAAAGAUACAUACAAGUCCAUGGAACAGAUUACGAGAAGCUAAUCAUUUGUAUGGUGUUAAAUAAUUCUGAUAAUUCGGUUGCCUUCAUAAAACUAAGCAUUGUAACAUUUUAUAUUAGUUUAUUUAGUUGAAAAAAUCAUUCAAUAAAUGAAUCUGUUAAAAGUUAACAAGCCUUUUCUUUUAAAUAAAAAUAAGCAAACGCCAAAGACGAUUAGUCAUUUAAGACAAUUGGGUUCUAAUAAUACAAAGAUGAGAUCGACAUCUAUAAGUGAGUGAUGGACAAGAAUAUAAUUUAUGGACGAACCAAUCAGGUCUAAGAUAACAGGUGUCGGAUUUGGGUGCAAAAAUCAUUCAUCCAUUUGGCUUAAUAGAGUUUUCGGAUUAUAGUUUAUAUCAGUUCGUGAUGAAAACCUAAAGUUUACUUCCAGCUAUUACUCCAAACUAUUGAUACAUUCGACGAAUACAACCUGUUAUGAUGGGCUGUAAUGUUACAAUCAGAUUGAUGCUCUCAUUAUGAUUUUUAUUCAACAUUAAUUCCGUUUAACUCAAUCUGAUGAUAACGGAGUAUAGCAUUUGUUUCGUUUUCACCUUUGAGAUUGUAUUCUGAGUAACAUACAAUAUUCUUGUAUGAAUUAUUUUCCAUACCUGUGAUUUAUUCUGAUUAUUGUUCAGAAAUGGGUGUACAAACCAAUAUAUAAAUGAGUGUAUUUCCGAUUAGUCUUGUCGGGAUCGCUCGUGCUUCUGGCUAAUAUCAGAAUAUAUUUCCCCGUUGGAACGUGGACUCCACUCUUUAGCUAGCAGAGCCGGGACGCAUCAGAAUAGCCAGCUUAUUGGUCUUUGGUCAGAGAGUCUUUUUUCUGUUCGCAGACUAGGUGAACUCGUAAUCGCAAAUUUGGCGACGACGUUGGCACAAACGUGGAUCCUUCAAAGGUGGAAUUAUUGCUCGAGCAGUAGCUGAAACGUAUACAAAUCUUAGCAGAUGCACAACGUACGCCUAACUUUCAACCAAGCGCUUCUAAUCCUACUUUUACUGCACCAUCAGUUGAUGGUAUCGCGAACAGUAUUUCUGAGUAGCAUUACGAUCCUGAAUCCAAAAUCUCUUUUAAUAUAUGGUUUUGACGUUAUGAAGACUUAUUGAAAUUUGAUUUUGCUAAUCAGGAUGGCGCUUGAAAAGUCCACUUGCUGCUUCGGAAACUGCGUCCUAGUGAACUAGAUAGAUAUUGUAACUCUAUUCUGCCGUUAAACAGACUUUACCGCUCAUUCUCGGAUACCGUCUAGUACAACUUUUACUAAUCCCAUUUACUAUCGGCUUUUAUGUUAAACGGUUGAAUUAUUAACAGUAUAAAUAAAUAUAUAUAUAUAUAUUUGUAGGUUAGUUUAUCAAAAUUCAUACAGCUUUCAUUAACAUCAACACUUCUAUAUCCCAAAGGAAGGUUUGGGAUCGUUUUCAAACUACGCAUAGUCUCCGGUUGACAUGUCACUAUGCACAUAGAGUCUCAGAGAGAUGUCCA
Schistosoma curassoni is the source of this 1864-nucleotide messenger RNA. The record is from the annotation of a GenBank genome assembly. Lineage: Eukaryota; Metazoa; Platyhelminthes; Trematoda; Strigeidida; Schistosomatidae.